This is a messenger RNA of Micromonas commoda, 1115 nucleotides long. RefSeq lists its product with no specific name. Lineage: Eukaryota; Viridiplantae; Chlorophyta; Mamiellophyceae; Mamiellales; Mamiellaceae. The record is from RefSeq and is a predicted model, not a curated record. The transcript has a single exon. The coding region runs from base 17 to 1075 and encodes 352 amino acids.
CGCGCGCGCGUCCGGAAUGUCCUCCGCGGAGGACCCCAACGUCCUCGCGGAUGCGCUCGGGGCCGUGGACGUCGCCGACGACGCGCCGAGCGCGCCCGUUCGCUUCGUCGACGGCACGUCGACCCCGACGAUUGAGGACGAGCCCGCGGACGACGCCGAGCGCGACGCCCUCGAGGCUUUCCGCGAGCGCUUGGCGAAGGACGGGGUGCAGAUCCCGCGCACAAUGUCCGCGAACGGCGGCGAACCCGGCGUUUGCCUCCGCUUCCUCCGCGCGCGCAAGCUCAAGGUGGAGAAGGCGCUCAAGAUGCUGCGGGACUGCCUGGCUUGGCGCGAGGCGAACGACGUGGACGCCUUGCUGGACGAACCGCUCGACCUGGAGGAGUUCAAGACGAACGCGCGGAUGUAUCCGGCGUCGUAUCACGGCCGCGACGUCCUCGGCCGGCCGGUGUACAUCGAGCGCACGGGCAGCGCCAAGUUCGCGGACCUCGUCAAGAAGCUCGGCCACGACGGCUUCGUCAAGAUGCACCUGCGCGCCAUGGAGUACCAAUCCCGCGUCCUCCUCCCGGCCGCCAGCGCCGACGCCGGGACGCUCGUGUCCAAGAUGUGCAACGUCAUCGACGUCGGCGAACUGUCCCUCUACGACACCGUGUCCCACUCGGAGGUGCUGGCGGUGUUGAGGAAGAUCGCGCAGAUCGACCAGGACUAUUACCCGGAGAACCUGGGCGUGACGCUCGUGGCGCACGCGCCGUGGAGUUUCACCACCGCGUGGAGCAUCGUCAAGGUGUUCCUGGACGCGAAGACCGCUGCCAAGUUCAAGGUGCUCGGCACCGGCGCCGCCGGGGUGGAGAAGCUGACGAAGGUGCUUGGCGAGGGCAAGGUCCCGGCGUUUUUGGGCGGGACGUGCGCGUGCGCGGGUGGGUGCGUGUGUUGCGAUCCGAGGGUGGGCGAGACCCCGGACGUGCUCACGACGGAGCAGGUGCAGUACGCGAGGUUCGCGGCGCGGCGACGACGCGGGAUUGGGGACGGGGAGGUUGCGGGUUCGAACACCGGCGGGGGCGCGAAGGCGGUUGAGUAGGUAAAUCUUUCGUUGUUGAAAUUUCGAGUCAUCAAGCGCG